Rhineura floridana is the source of this 11984-nucleotide messenger RNA. It is a transcript of the gene SEPTIN5, whose product is annotated as septin 5. Gene Ontology annotation, cellular component: septin complex; microtubule cytoskeleton; cell division site. Gene Ontology annotation, molecular function: molecular adaptor activity; GTP binding; GTPase activity. The record is from RefSeq and is a predicted model, not a curated record. NCBI's taxonomy places the organism in Eukaryota, Metazoa, Chordata, Lepidosauria, Squamata, Rhineuridae. Gene Ontology annotation, biological process: cytoskeleton-dependent cytokinesis; regulation of exocytosis. The transcript has 12 exons. The coding region runs from base 10 to 1251 and encodes 413 amino acids.
GGGCAUGGGAUGGGCUUUCUCAUGAGUCUGGCCCAUGUCGGCUCCUGGUCUUGCCUGCCGUUGGCUAUCAUGGAUUCAAUCAUUAUUCAGGAGCGAUUAGUAGAGAGGCUGCUUUCGCCCAGGACUCAGAGCCAGCGGAGCCACUCAGCCAAGCUGAAGAGGAAUGGAGGCAGCACGCAACUCUCGGAUCACCUUGACCACGAGAGGCAGUAUGUGGGGUUUGCCACCCUCCCCAACCAGGUGCACCGGAAAUCUGUGAAGAAGGGCUUUGAUUUCACCCUCAUGGUGGCAGGAGAGUCGGGUCUGGGUAAAUCUACCUUGGUAAACAGCUUGUUCCUGACAGACCUCUACAAAGACCGAAAACUUCUCAACGCUGAAGAAAGAAUCAGUCAGACGGUAGAGAUUGUGAAGCACACGGUUGACAUCGAGGAGAAGGGGGUGAAGUUGAAACUGACCAUUGUUGACACGCCGGGGUUUGGAGAUGCUGUUAACAACAUUGAGUGUUGGAAGCCUAUCACGGACUACAUUGACCAGCAGUUUGAGCAGUAUUUCCGGGAUGAGAGCGGCCUCAAUCGGAAGAAUAUCCAGGACAACCGAGUGCACUGCUGCCUCUACUUCAUCUCACCCUUUGGCCACGGGUUGAGGCCGGUCGACAUGGAGUUCAUGAAGGCGCUGCAUGAAAAGGUGAACAUUGUGCCCCUCAUUGCCAAAGCCGACUGCCUCAUUCCCUCUGAGAUCAAGAAGCUGAAAGAGCGGAUCCGGGAAGAGACUGACAAGUUUGGAAUUAAAGUUUACCAGUUUCCGGAGUGCGAUUCUGAUGAGGAUGAGGACUUCAAACAGCAAGACAGAGAGCUGAAGGAAAGUGCUCCCUUUGCAGUCAUUGGCAGCAAUACUGUGGUUGAAGCCAAAGGGCAGAGGGUACGAGGGCGGCUCUACCCCUGGGGAAUUGUGGAAGUGGAAAACCAAGCGCAUUGCGACUUUGUGAAGCUGCGGAACAUGCUGAUCCGAACGCACAUGCAUGACCUGAAGGAUGUCACCUGCGACGUUCACUAUGAGAACUAUCGAGCACAGUGCAUCCAGCAGAUGACCAGCAAGCUGACUCAGGACAACAGGAUAGAGAGCCCCAUCCCGAUUCUGCCUCUUCCGACGCCAGACGUUGAAACAGAGAAGCUGAUCAAGAUGAAAGAUGAAGAGUUGCGGAGAAUGCAAGAGAUGCUGCAGAAGAUGAAGCAGCAGAUGCAAGACCAGUGAAAGAAGGGCAGAAGGAAGGAGCAUCCUUGUGGCUGUCUGCAGUUCGCCGGAAUCGCAGACACUUUAGGAAAGGACUUUGCCGUUGCAAAAAAGAAAAGAAUAGAAAAAGACUUGUGAGCAAGAGUGGCACCCACUCCCUCCCUCUAAUUCAAAGGUAGCCAAUGUGGUGCCCCUCCAGAUGUUUCUGGACUACAAAGCCCAUCAUCCCUGACCUUUGGCCAUGCUGGCUAGGGCUGAUGGGAGUUGGAGUCCAGGAACAUCUGGAGGGCACCGCAUUGGCUAAUCCGAUCGUAGCCAUGACUGUUAGUGGGGUGAUGGAAAGAUGGGCGUGGAGAGAGGUCACUGCAAGCCCUUUCCGCGACCAGGAUAUUCCUAGCCAUUCCUACCAUUUCCCUAGAUGUACUAAGCUCUUGUGAGGGAGCAUCUUGGCAUUUAAAAACCAACCACGGUUUCUGUGGCAUAUCAAUUUUGAGGACUCUUGUGUAAAUGCACGAUAACUGUUUACUCCCAACCAAGGUGCUGUGAUCCUCCUCCUCCUCCUCCUCUUUCCAGGUCUCCUCCUUUCUGUCCCCAACCUUUCUGAGGUCAUGGCAAGUUUCUGCAAGAAAGCCAACGAUACCUCUCUGAACCAAGUGCUCCUGAGACAAACCCCAGCCACUCUGACCUCUUGCCUCGGGCGUUCCCCUAUUGUUUUUUCUAGCCAGUUGGUUGGGAUGGGUGUGUGUGUGUGUCUUUGAUAGUUUCUCAAAACAUUCCUGACUAUUAUUUUUUUUUCUAAUAUGAAAGUCGGCACUUUUUGCACUAAGAGGAGGAGGAGACAAACGAUCUGCUUUUGAGGUAUCAUAGUACAAAACAGCGCCCACUGCCCUUGUUUUAGGUGAGUUAAAUGCAACCCUUGAGAGAACUUGCCUCUCUUGCAGAGGUCAAGGGUCAGCAAGAGAAGAGUUAUUUUGCAGUUUAGCAUCAUCUGGGCAUGCUGAAUCACACUUCAUCUCUCGCCAAACGCAGAGCAAGAUUGGAUUCCCAGAGGAAGGUAUGAAUUGGUUCAUGUGCUGCUCAGUGGAUUCCUCUAGGGAAUGGCCUGGGUCAUUCUCUACCUAAACAUGGAGCAAAAUACGGUACUCUGCUAACGUGGGACUGUGUUGUGGAGUUGGAAGCCGGUUUCUUGAAAUCUGCAUUGCUUCAGUCAAGACCGCCAUGCAAAUGUUUGCUAGGUAAAGAGUUAGCGUGCUUCUUUCGUAUUUUGUUCGGUUGCGUUGCCUCAUUGAUUUUGUAGUUGUGAGGCCAGCUGCUGAUGCUCAGAUGUUUAUAGCUUUCAAGUCCAUGAUGCAGUGAGACAGAGAGCAAACUGCACAUGUAUGGAAAUGGGCGACUGAAGUGAGAAGAUGUGACUUAUGGAUGUAGAGCUUCACAGAGGGAACCAGCUGAGAUCUGAAUGGGAGGAGGCAGGUACUUCUGCUGUGUCUGGCAUCAGUGUUCCCCCCCCCCAGUUUGAAGUCCUUUUUCUGCCAUGGCCAGAGUCUAUUUAUAGAUCUUGCACCCAAAAGUCCACAUUCUGCAACAAUUCUGUGCAUGGUGUGUCAUGAGUGGGAAGUGACUGGAGGCUCCCAGGAGAAAGGAAUGUGCCAUGCAGCUUUUUUUUCAUAGCCAGGAGCCACCUUUUAAUCCAAAACUGUGGUGCCCAUUUUUUUUUCUCCCUUUAGGGCAGGGCUGGGGAGCCUGUGGCCCUCCAACUCCCAUCAUCCCCAGCCAAAAUGGCCAAUGGUCAAGGAUGAUGGGAGUUGUAGUCCAACAACCUCUGGAGGGCCACAGGUUAGCCAUCCCUUUUUUAGGCUGUCCAGAUGCAAAGGAGAGAUGGGGCUCCUGAUUUUCUAAUAUAUAGAAACGGAUGUUUUCACAGGAGCAACUUGGCAUGGCAGGCAUGCAAAAACCAUAACAUCUGCCCCUAUCCAAAUAUGAUCUCUUUUGCGCAGUUCUACAGAUAAAGGAGCACUGUUCUCCUUUGUGGGGAGGGGGGAACAUUCUGUUUCUUUUUCUAUCAUCUUAAAAAUAAAAUGAAAUUAAACAGAGUAUCGUGCCGCAGCUGACUUGCUUUAGAUUAGGACAGAUGUGGGGAACCUUAGGCCCUCCAGAUAAAUACUCAAGUAUUGAUUUAUUAUUAAAUUUGUAUCUCGCCCUUCCUCCCAAAGGAGCCCAGGGUGGCAAACAGCACACUAUAAAAAAAUCUCAACAACAGGGCCAGUACAGAUGCAGACCGGGAAAGAUCUGUACUGGAAAGCCUUGUUGGAAGAGGCAGAUCUUCAGCAGGCACCGAAAAGACCACAGAGGCAGCGUCUGUUUAAUAUUUAAGGGAGGGAAUUCCAAAGGGUAGGUGCCACCACUCUAAAGGGCCGACUCCUAUAUUAUGUGGCACGGGCCUUCUGAUAAGAUGGUGUUUGCAGGAGGCCCUGCAAUAAUCAGUUAGCCAAUGCCCAUCAUCCCUGGCCAUUGGGCAUGCCUGCUGGGAUUGAUGGGAGUUGUAGCUCAGCAACAUCUGGAGGGCUAAAGGCCUCCCACACCUGGGUUAGGACUUGACCCACCAGCUAAAGACCAACAGUGUCAUUGGUGCAAGGGGCAUAGCAACAUCAUUGCCUGGAUGUUCCCCUUCCCCGCCCAAAUACUGCCUAGGUGUCUUUAGACAUACCUCUGACAGGGCUACCAACAUGCUGACUUUUUCCUUUUCUUACUGAAAGUGAAACUUCUCAGGGUUCCACGUUUCAGCCUUACUUGAUACCUCAGCCCCACCCAGCUAACGCCUAGUGGAAAUCCUGACAAGCCAGAGAGAGUCUAGAUUUGUUAUUUUGGCUAGGGGAAGUCUCAAUGCUGCACUCGGGAAGGGCCGGCCCUUCCGCUGGUCGGAGUGAUGCUUCUGCCUCAGGUGGAUUCUGGGGGCAGGGAGUGACAGUGAGGUGCCAGAGAACAGAGCCGUGCAUAGCCCUUACUUAGCUAGCCUCCUGCCCUUGGUGCUCCAUCACCAAGAUUCAGCUGCCAGGUCCAUCAGGUUUGGUAUGUGGAAUGGGGGAACUACAGUGGCCGACAGUGGUGGCCGGUGGCUCCAUGUCAGUGGGGCAGUGGGAUCCACUCCGGGUUUUAGUCCGAACUGGUGCCCACUGGGAGUGGUAGGGCGGAAGGCCGAGUGGCCAAUCGUAUGUGGAGCCAGAGCUAAUGGCAGGCAGAGUCAGCACCAAUGACAAAAUCUUAAUUUUGUCUCCACCCUCCUGAAUUCUACAGACAAGGAGGACAAUGACAGCCAGGGCCACCCAGAGUGGUUUAACAACCAGUCCCUCUUUCUAGGGAACUCUGAGACCUCUCUCUCUGUGAGGGGAAGGGGGUCUUCUAACACCUCCCAUCACCCUCCGGUUCCCAGCAUUCUUUGGGAGAAGCCAUGAUCAUUUAAAGUGAUGAAGGAAUGAAUGAAUGAUUUAUUAUGGUUACAGACCAAAAGAUUAAAAGCAGUAUAAAAAGCCACAAAAAUUAAAAUACAUAUAAAACACAACUGCUGAAAAUUACUACAAACCAGAGAAAUACAGAUUAAGUAGUUUCUUAGUCAGAAGACUGGCAGCAUUUUUUCCUAAUUUGCACUGUGAUAAAAAAAACAACCCAACAACUUUGUGACACUUUUGGUAACAGAAGAUGACGCAUCCCUUAAAACAGAUCAAUACCAAAUUUGCAGAAAUACUCCUAGGCAAAGCAGUUAACAGAGGGAAGAUUAGCUUCUUUCUGUGUUCACAGUACAAAUUAGAAGACACUAGAACAGGUUCAACAGACUCCGUUACACCAGCUCUGUUCACUGCCUGGGAUCUUAUUAAAUCACUCUUUCAACAGUGCCGAUGGCAGCACAUUAAAGUGGGCAAGAGUAAAUGCCAUUGAAAGCGAUAUAAGAGCAGGCUUUAAAUGGACAGUACAGAUCUGACCUUUGUCUCUGUUUCUUUGGGGCCUCAGUCUGGGGGACUUGUUUCACGGUAUCCCUUUUGCCUGGAAGGCAGAGGGAACUGUUGGAGAGAGAUAAGGAUUCCCUUUGGCUAUGUUUCCCCUUCUGUGCUUCUUUAAUGCUAAUCUCACAGCCAGAGAGGGAGACCCUGUGGUUGUAUGGUCCUUUCUGAUAAUGCAGUACUCCAAAGGAGAGCGAGAAGCCCACACGACCAUGCGACAGCCCUCUGUGUGUGUGAGAGAGAACUAAAGCAUAGCUCAGUUAGCUCAGGCCUGGAGCAACUUCCCUACAAGGCAAGGUUUUGUUGUUUGGGACUUUUAAAUUUAGGGGGGAAAAGUGGAGGGCGUGGCAGGGGUAUAUAAAGUUAUGCAUGGUGAGCGGAGACUAGGGAUGGGCAAAUCCGUCAGUUUUGGGUCCUCUCUGUUCCACAUCUUUUUCAGUGUAAGUUCAGUUCUCCCAAUUUUGAUAUCAGGUUGCAAUUUUUUUUUUAGAGUCCUUGCGAAAAUUCUUCAGCAUUUCAGUGCAAAUCGCCCCUAAUAUACACAUCUUUGCAUGCAGUUUUCCCCCAAUAUAGACAUUUUUGCAGAGCAAUUUCCCCUAAUAAAGUGCAUUAUUUUCACCUGUUGAUGCAUGUUAAUGCACACUUCACCCUAGGCUGUGCAUAUCUGUACACAGUGCUGGGAUGGAAAACUGGCUGCAAAACUGGGAGGAUGUCCAUUUUCAAGUGAUGGCUGUGUUCCGGGUCUUGUACUGUUUUGGAAAGUGCAAAUCAGGUCGCCAUUACAUGCAAAUUGAGUCGGAUUCUUCCCCUAGUGGAGACGGAGAGCAGUUUUUCCUCCCUCUCUCGUAAUACAGGAACCAGGUUGUAGUUGGUGAAUGGUGGUAGAUUCAGGAUGGAGAGAAGGAACAACUUCUUCACAUAGCCAGACUGUGGGAUUUGCUACCACAAUGCGCUGAUGGCCGUCUACUUGGACGGCUUUAAGUCCUCCGGAUUCAUGGUGGAGAAGGCUACCAUUGGCUCCAAAUCAUGAUGGCUAUAUGGAUAGGAGGCAGGCUCUGAAUACCAGUUGCUGGGGAAUACGAGGGAGAGAGGGUGACUUCCGUCAUGCCCUGUUCAAGGCCUUUGAUUGGCCAUUGUGGGCAGUGGCGGAUUUAGACUUGGUGAGACCCUAAGCUAUAUAAAGCUUGGAGGCCCUUUGUUAAAAAAUUACACCAUAUAUAUAUAUAUAUAUAUAUAUAUAUUCAGUACACGUAAAAUUUUAAAAGCCCCCCCCAAAAAUUCUGAAUUUUUUUGAGGCCCCUGCGGAUUGUGAGGCCCUAAGCUGUAGCUUGUUUAGCUUAUGCCUAAAUCCGGCACUGGUUGUGUGAAACAAGAUGCUGGACUAGAUAGCAGAGAAAGAGUGGUGAGCAUCCAAUUCGAUAUGUAGAAAAAAGGGGGGUCAAAGACCAGAAUGCUGAUGUAUUUUAUGGAAAACUGCUUUUAUUGCGAGAUUUUUUUCAAAGAAGCCCAAACUGGUUUUAUUGCAGAAUAUUUUUCAAAGAAGCCCAACGCGUUUCAGCCUGUAAUCACAGGCCUUCAUCAGGGGAUAAUGAACUUUUACAAUGGUUAACCGAACAAUUUUGGUCCUGUAUUGUACCGAUAACAAUCCUCUUAUACAAUCUAGACUAGAUAGGCCUGUGAUCUGGUCCAACAGGGCUCUUUCUAUGAUUUGUCCUAGAUUCCCGGGCGCUCCAGAAAGCCCUCACCUGAACUGAUUCUGUCCUGUAGAGAUGUGGAUGUCAACAUGCGCUCAAUAUUCAAGUCCCCCGUCCACCCCCACAGGGCAUGCCAGCACUUUUUAUGCCUUCUAAUCGUUGACUGCUGGCAAAAUAAUAAAAGGGUGGCUAAAUGAUUGCAAAAAAUGGUGACUGCAAGCAGGAAUUUGCUCUCUGUCUCUUUCUGUGUGUGUAGAUUUUGUGAGGCCAGUGAAAGGGCUGUUUCUUACUGGUAGUAUGGGGUUGUAUUCAACUAAUGCUUUUGGGGGGCCGCACAGCCCACUCCGUCAGAUGUGUGAAGUGUAUCCUAUGCGUAUGCUAACUUGGCAAGCCUAUGCGUGCACAUGGUGUUGGGAGCAUGAAUGAGGUCCGUGGGAAAUGAAAUGCGGAACAGACGGUGAUGAUUAGCUGAAAGCAAAAUGGUUACAGCAACCAGUGAACAAGGCAGGAUGCAGUGAGCAAUUGGCAAAGCUUGUGUUGGUGAUGACACAAAUAUCCUGACACUGGCAAGCUCAUUUACCCAUGCAGCGCGCUGACAAAAAUAGUAAUCUGUCAUCUUGAUUCAAGCCAUAGGACACAAAAAAGUACUGUCUGAUACGUUGUAACUUAGCAGUUUCCCACAAGAUCAGGUGUGGGGAAUCUUUGGCCUUCCAGAGGUUGCUGAACUUUGUCUCCCAUCAUCCCUGGCUGUUGGCUGUGGGUGCUGGGGCUGAUGGGAGUUGUGGUUUGGCAACCUCUGGAGGGCCAAAGGUUCCCCAUACUUGCACUAGAUUUUCCCUUUAAUGUGAUGUUGUUCAAGUAUGGCCUCCUUAAGGUAGUGUCCUGUUAGUUUGAGAUGCUCUCCUUCUGCAGGGUGGGGAAACCUGUCACCCUGCAGAUGUUGCUGGACUACAACUCCCAUCGUCCUUGAACGUCGGCCAUGCUGGCUGGGGCUGAUGGGAGUUGGAGUCAAAAACAUGUGGAGGCCGACAGGUUCCCUAUCCAUGUCUUAACUGGUUUCUGGAAUGGCAUAUGGACGGAUUGCUUUAAAGAUGGGUGCUUAAGAGCCUCUUUCCUCCAGCUGAGGGACAGAAGCCCCUUUGGGAGUUUCAAGGAGGGAGAUGUUCCCAAGGCAGGUGGAAAUCUCCACCACCACCCAAACCUGGCAUUGCAACCACAGCUUCUUUCAAGAAGGGAUGAGGUGCUAUAGCAGGGUGGAGGACUCUGUGACCCUCCAGAUGUUGCCAGACUCCAACUCUCAUCAGACCCAGCCCAGUGUGGCCAAUGAUGAUGGGAGUUGUAAAUGAUGAUGAUGAUGAUGAUGACAUUUUACAUCCCACUCUUCUUCCAAGGAGCUCCAGGUGGUGUACAAACGUGGUUCUCCCCCUCCUCAUAACAACCCUGUGAGGUAGGUUAGGCUGAGAGGCAGUGACUGGCUCACUGUCACCCAGUGAGCUUCAUGGCUGAGUGGGGAUUCGAACCCUGGUUUCCCAGGUUCCAGUCCAGCACUCUAACCACACUAGCUCUCAACAACAGCUGGAGAGUUGCAGGCACUCCAGUCUGUGCUGUGGGCUCCAACUUUCCCUAUUUUCCAGGGGAGAUUCCUAUUUUCUCUUACAAUAAAUCACCUUCCCUAUUUUGUACCUAUCUAACCUUUUGGGGGAGAUGCUGUGGUUGCUUUGUUUAAAAUGUUGUGCAUACGCAUGUGCAUUAGAGUUCUUCUGGUUUCACCCUUCCACCCUGCUGUUCUUAAAAGCUCACUGUCUACAUGAGGUGUGGCGAAUGCUGUGGCUCUCCAGAUGUUGCUGAACUACAACUCCCAUCUUUCCUGGCCAUUGGCCACACUUGCGAGAGCUGAUGGGAGAUGUAGUUCAUUGACGUCUGGCGGGCCAGAAGUUCCCCGCACCUGCUGUACAUGGUGGCCAGGCAUCCAUGGCAAAUUCAUCUCGAUUCUAACUUUCAGCCAUGUAAAAAUGGGCAUGUGGGCAUGCAGCAUUGGAACACUGCUUCCGCCCCACCUUCACCCAUCCUGACAGUGUAUUUUGAGUUGCAGCUGCUCUGUCGUUAAGCCCAACCAGAUCCAUUGUAAGAUUGUUGAGAGUGAGAGGAGUUAGUUUUGGAAGUCAGUGUAGUUCAGGCUGUUGCUGAGUAAAAGAAUGCAACCUACAGGGCACGGAGAAGAAUGGUCAGCUUAGAGUCUCCUUUUCAUGUGACUCCUGUGAAUGGGUCUCCAUGUGAUUGAUGGGAUACCAGGGCUCUGCUCCUGAGGUGGUGUGGCUUCCUCCAUCCUUGAUUAUCCAUGCAUGGACAUCUGCACAGAUUCGGGGUGGAGAACCUGUGGCUCUCCAUGUUGUUGGACUAUGACUCCCAUCAUCCCUGACCAUUGGCCAUGCUCAAUGGUGCAGAUAGGUGUUGGAGUCCAGCUGCAUCUAAAGAGCCCACAGGUUCCUGAAGCCUGGCAUGGCUGGAGCCUACACCCAUAGGUGAUUGAUUAGGGUACCAGCCCCCAGGGAAGUCUAUAUGCCCACAGAGGUCUACACAUGUAGGCUUUGUCUAUGCACAUGUGGAUGUCAGAGGUGAGGCUGGGGGGGGAGGAAACAGUCUAUCCUCAGUGCCAGGACUAGUGGCACAGCCCAAUCAUCUCAUGGAGACUCCUUCGCAUGGCUAAUAGGUAAAGGGGGCUAAACACAUGCUGGUGAAGAUAAGUAGUCUUCACACUGUGAUCCUUGUUGGCGAAGAGUGCUACAAGUACACAGGAAUGUCCCCUUUUUAAUCUGUAAAAUGUCAGAGGGUAUGGAAACCCUGGGAGAGAGGCUGGAUACUGAGGGCUAUAGCCAGAUGUUGUUGGACUACAACUCCCAUCAUCUCCAGUCAGCUUAGCCAAUGGUGAGGGAAGAUGGGAGUUGUAUCCAACAACAUCUGGGGACCCAAGGUUGAAGAAAAUGGUGCUAGCGCAAGGGCUGUUGUGACAGUGGACGGGUAACAAAGUUGCACAGCAGAGGAAUCCAACGCAACAGUUGGGCGAGCAGAAACUCAUUGCGCAAUCCAUUGCACAACAAAGUGACCAGCAACCUGCUUAUGCAUUCUCUUGCGCCGCAACAUUCCUUGGAUGAAACAUUUCCCCAGUGGAGCAAGCAUACCGCUAAAUUACUUUAACUUAGCACUACAUUGGAUACAAACCUUAGUCGGAAGGAAAAGCAAGGCUCCUUUUCUUGGAUGGCAGAAGUUUCCUGCAUCCUCCUCUUUUGGAAACAUUCCAGAGGCUGUGAAAUAUCUUUGAAUGAACUGCACUGAAAUAUCUUUGAAUGAAAAUGAAGGCCCCCCCACCCAAAGGGAGGCACUCCUUCUCCUAGCUUGCAGCGGCAGGUUGCACUUUGCACCAUUAUAAGCAAGGAUCUCAUUGGCGAGAUGGUUGAGCCUGACUUUAAAAGGAGGGAAAGGCCAGGAGCGGCAGGGGGUGUCUUUGAGUCGAACAUGAGUUUGAGAAACUCUGCCUUAGGGACAGCUGCCUUACGCCUUGCUGCGCUCGGCUGCGGCAGAAAUUGUGGCGACACCGGCGCUUCGAGCCAAAGUCGCCACUCCCCAAGCUGUGCGUGGGAAAUGCCAAUGGUCUGUGCUGGCGUAUAAAUCCGGAUGGGCUGCAAUAGACGGGUUGGUUGGCCGGUCAUAAAUCAGUGCUUGAAUUACGGGAGGGAAGGAGAGGGCCCCCCAGUUCUUGUCACCUUUAGUGCUGGCCUACUUAAAACAUAAAAUUAAAAGGCAAUGGGGGCAUGGCUAAAAUUGAGGGAUGCUGGCAUCGGCGCUUACAGAUUUAAGUUAGGGCCUCCUCCCUAUCUUUCUCUCUCGCCACCCCACCCCCAGUUUUUGAGCUCUGCCAUAAAUUGUGAUGAGCCGUCGACAGGGACAGGGGAACCCACAGCCCGCAGAAGCUGUUCUUAGCCUACGGCUCCCAUCAUCACCUGUCCAUUGGCCAGGCCGGCUGGGGCUAAUGGGAGUCAGAGUCCAAUGACGACCAGAGGGUCUCAGGGUCCCUGCCUCUGCCCUAAAGCAACCGAUCCAAACGAGUUUGCUGCUUCCUCCUCCUGGGUCUGCCUGCUCGCUCCUGCGCUUUCUCACGCCUGGACAGGCAGCGCGCUCUUCCCUGGGCUUUGUUGGAGACAGUACCUCUACUGUUGGAGGCAGGAUGCUUCCGAAUGCCAGUGGUUGGGAAUCAGGCUGCCUCCGAAUGCCAGUGGUUGGGAAUCAGGCUGCCUCCGAAUGCCAGUGGUUGGGAAUCAGGCUGCCUCCGAAUGCCAGUGGUUGGGAAUCAGGCUGCCUCCGAAUGCCAGUGGCUGGGAAUCACAAAUGGGGAGAGCUGUUGUUGCACUCGGGUCCUGCUUGCGGGCUUCACGUUGGGGCAUCUGGUUGGCCACUGUGAGGGCAGGAUGCUGGCCUAGAUGUGCCACAGGCCUGAUCCAGCAGGAAAGCUCUUCUUAUGUUCUUAUGAGAUUCUCUGUGGGGGAGGGCAAGCCCAUUGCUUCCACAAAUAGCAUGGGGGAGGUGAGAAAAGUCCUAGGUAGGCUGUGCCUCACUGGGGAGGCAAUGAGCCUCUCUGUCUGUGCCAAGUCUCUGAUUUGCUCCCACGACUGGUGGUUGGCUAUUCAAUGGUACUAGGUUUGUGCUUGUUCUCACAGGUUGCUAAGCAUGCCCUUCCUCCCCCCCCCGCCCCUGGAAGGUGAGGAGAGGUUUGUUCUCUGUGCUGUGUGAUGAUUCCUGCCUUUCUUGGGCUUCCCUUCCCCCUCCCUGCCUCACUCAUUGCAGCCAUGUUGUAAACUGUGGCUUGUUGCUACAGCUUCUGUGACACCCGCUUUGCCUUGCUCUGUUCCGUAUUCCUUUUUUUUUGGUUUUUGGUUUUGUACGUUUCUGUUGAAUAUUUUUUUGUCAUUGUGAUCAAAGCGAACAGAAACUUUUAAACACAUCCAUUUUAUUAAGAUUAUUAUUGUUGAUAAUAAUAUAAUGUUUACUACCUGAACUGAUCAAUGAAGUAAAC